Messenger RNA from Beta vulgaris subsp. vulgaris (sugar beet), 3487 nucleotides. Its product is annotated as receptor protein kinase TMK1. The coding region runs from base 351 to 3182 and encodes 943 amino acids. Gene Ontology annotation, molecular function: protein kinase activity; protein binding; ATP binding. The transcript has 3 exons. Gene Ontology annotation, biological process: protein phosphorylation. Lineage: Eukaryota; Viridiplantae; Streptophyta; Magnoliopsida; Caryophyllales; Amaranthaceae. The record is from RefSeq and is a predicted model, not a curated record.
GUUAUGAAAGUAGCAGUUACCCCGCCAUUUUCUCUCUCUUUUUGUCCUCCAUCAUCAUCAUAAAUUCAUAAUUAUGCCAUAAUCAGCGCUAGAUGAUUCUCAAUUGCAGCAAAAUCUUCUUCUUUUGCUUCCAAAUUUAUACCACCUUUUAUUUUUAUUCCCCUUUUAUAGUUUUAUUCUUUCCUACCAAACUAAUAAUUUACCCUUUAGCCAAACACGUCUUAAGAAACUGAACUCACCCAGUAACGUAUUUUCUCUCUCCUCUAUCACCAUUAAUCUUUGCUCUCUUUCUCUCUCCUCUGCUGUAACACUUGUCUGGUUCUUCUCCAGGUGGAUCAAUUGUCUGCAAGAUGUCCGUUGAGCAUCCCAGGGUUUUAACCCUAGGGUUGGUUGCUCUGCAGAUUAUGGUUCUUGUACUGUUACUGUUCGUAGUGUCAAUCACUGCACAGUCUGCCUCCUCUGAUGCUGCGGCAAUGCAGGAACUGAAACUUAGCCUAAAGCUCCCAUCGAGUAUUGAUUGGUCUAAUGCGAAUCCGUGCAGAUGGGAUAAUGUGGGAUGUGACUCAAACAAUCGGGUCACUCGGAUACAGUUGAGAAGCGAAGGGGUGUCUGGCACUUUGUCCCCAGCUGUAGGCAACCUAACAAAUCUUGAAGUUCUUGAGUUGAUGAACAAUGCAUUAACAGGCCCAUUACCGAGCCUUAAGGGGUUAAGCUCACUCCAGAGGCUAUUUCUCCAUAACAACCAAUUUAGUUCUGUCCCUGAGAAUUUAUUUGACGGGUUGACCUCUCUCCAGGAAGUUUAUCUGGACAAUAACCCGUUUAGAACUUGGUCUAUACCUGAGGGGCUCAAGGCUGCUUCUUCUCUGAAAAAUUUCUCUGCUAAUUCGGCCAAUGUGGGUGGCAAGAUACCUGAUAUUUUCAGUUCUGAUAAUUUCCCAGGUAUGAUUCAUCUGCGUUUGUCUAGCAAUAACCUGACUGGUGGUUUGCCCUCAAGCUUUUCGGGUCUCGGACUUCAGUCCCUGUGGUUAAAUGGGCAACUUGAUUCAAGUGGUGGUCGAAGUCUUAAUGGGACGAUCGAGGUUUUACAGAAUAUGACCCAAUUGGUACAAAUAUGGCUGAAUAUGAAUGCUUUCACUGGUCCUAUACCAGAUUUGUCUGGAUUGACCGAUUUGGCAGAUCUGAAUUUGAGGGACAAUAGCCUCACUGGCCCCGUCCCUGUUUCUCUCACCAAGCUACCUUUGCUUAAGACUGUUAAUUUGACAAAUAAUGCUCUUCAGGGACCGACCCCCGAGUUUCCCGAUUCAGUAGCUGCUGAUAUGUUACCUGAACAGAAUAGCUUCUGUUUGCCUGAUCCCGGUGUGGGCUGUGAUAGCCGUGUUAAUGCUCUGAUAUCAGUUAUGGAGUCAUUUGGGUACCCUUUGCAAAUUGCCCAACAGUGGAAAGGCAAUGAUCCGUGCGCAAAUUGGUUAGGGAUAACUUGCUCUAACAAAAACAUUACGAUCAUAAAUUUACAAAGUAGGGGUCUUACGGGUACUCUUUCGCCUAAGUUUGCUUCUCUUACAUCAGUUCAGACAUUGAUACUUGCCCAUAAUAAUAUCACAGGGACCAUACCUGAUGCACUCACAAGAAUGCCUAACCUCAGGACACUUGAUGUGUCUUUUAAUAAUCUAUAUGGUAAGAUCCCAGCUUUUUCUCAUGCUGCUGUUAAUUCUCAUGGAAAUGUUAAUAUUGGCAAAGAUCGCCCUAACACACCAAGUGGAGAAGAUAGUGGAACUGGAGCAACUGGUGGCAGAGGUUCGAAAAUCGGAGUGGUUGUUGGAUCAGUAAUUGGCAGUGUCUUUGUUAUUUCUGCUGCUGGUUUGUUUGUAUUUUGUUUCUUGAGAAGGAAGAAGCUUUAUGGGAGGGUACAACAGUCAAAUACGGUGGUAGUCCAUCCUAAUCACUCCGGGUCUGAUGAUGCCGUCAAAAUAACAAUCACUGGUUCAGGAGUGAAUGGCAAGGCGAUGAGUGAAGACCAAAGUCAGGGGAGUAGUAGUGGCCCCAGUGAUGUCCAUGUAAUUGAGACUAAUAACAUGAUCAUUUCUAUUCAAGUGUUAAGGAACGUUACCAACAACUUCAGCGAUGAAAAUAUUUUAGGAAGAGGGGGUUUUGGGACAGUCUAUAAAGGGGAGUUACCUGAUGGAACCAAGAUUGCAGUCAAAAGGAUGAAUUCUGGAAUAUUAGGAGAUAAAGGUUUGGCAGAAUUUAAGUCUGAGAUUGCUGUUCUUACUAAGGUUCGCCAUCGACAUUUGGUUGCACUUCUGGGAUUCUGUUUGGAUGGAAACGAGAAACUUCUUGUAUAUGAGUACUUGCCACAAGGUGCUUUAAGUAGGUAUAUAUUUGAUUGGCAAGAAGAGAAAUUGAAACCACUUAAAUGGAAUCAAAGGUUAACAAUUGCAUUAGAUGUGGCGAGAGGAGUGGAAUAUUUACACAGUUUGGCACAUCAAAGUUUCAUUCAUAGGGAUCUUAAACCUUCUAAUAUUCUUCUGGGAGAUGAUAUGCGUGCAAAAGUUGCAGAUUUUGGACUUGUUCGUCUUGCACCUGAUGGUGGAAAAACGUCAAUAGAAACCAGGCUAGCAGGAACUUUUGGUUAUUUGGCACCUGAAUAUGCAGUGAUGGGUCGCAUAACUACAAAAGUCGAUGUAUUCAGUUUUGGAGUGAUAUUAAUGGAAAUGAUCACGGGAAGGAGGGCCCUCGACGAGACCCAACCAGAGGACAGUGUUCACCUGGUGACAUGGUUCCGGAGGAUGUAUAUUAAUGACUCAUUCCAAAAAGCAAUUGACCCCACCAUUGAUCUCGAAGAGGAGAGUACUCUUGCUAGUGUCAACACAGUUGCUGAGCUAGCUGGCCACUGUUGUGCUCGGGAGCCAAACCAGAGGCCCGAAAUGGGUCAUGUAGUGAAUGCUCUUUCUUCUCUCCUUGAUGUAUGGAAGCCUUCAGUAGAAAACUCUGAGGACAUUUAUGGAAUUGAUCUUGACAUGACCUUACCACAAGCCCUCAAGAAGUGGCAGGCUUUCGGAGAUAGCAGUAUCGAUGAUUCUUCUUCGUCGUCCUUCCUUGCAAGUAGAGACAACACGCAGACAAGCAUACCUACUCGGCCCUCUGGGUUUGCUGAAUCAUUUACCUCGACAGAUGGAAGGUGAGGUGAAAGAACAGGUGUCUAUGUCCUGCUUUGAUUCCUGUUUUGUAAACACUCUUCUUUGAUACGUGGUCUGUUAGCGAGGGGGGGGGGGGGGCACUGGAUGGUACUUGAAGAUCAUGAUUAAUGGGAUUGUUCGUCUAUUGAAACAAGAUAGUUUGGGGGAAGUAAUCUGAGCACUUGACGUAUGUAGAAAACUUCUUUGUGAGAGCAUUGCUUUGAACGAGCAGUACUAAACUCAGUUCCCCAUAUUUGGAGUGAACUCGGCAUGUAUAGAAUGAAUGAAUAUUGGUUUGUAUUUGCAUAGCA